This is a messenger RNA of Camellia sinensis, 2619 nucleotides long. Its product is annotated as DTW domain-containing protein. NCBI's taxonomy places the organism in Eukaryota, Viridiplantae, Streptophyta, Magnoliopsida, Ericales, Theaceae. The record is from RefSeq and is a predicted model, not a curated record.
AAAAUUUCAAUCCUAAUGUCCCACGUACAAAUGUCGUUCUAUUUUCGGACACGAAUUCACUCGCACGCAACAAACAAUUCUCUCUCUUCCUUUCUCAACCCUCUCUGCAGCCAAACAAGAUCCAAACUGUCUCAAACCCUAAACCCAGCUCUAGUAAUGGCGACCGAGUCCUCCUCCAAGAGACCCACAUGCCCUUCCUGUUCGAAACCCUCGCGUCUCUGCUUGUGCAUUCGAAUCAAGACCCCUAGUCUCAACAACUCGGUCGGUGUCACCAUUUUCCAACACAGUCUCGAGCGAAACCACCCUCUCAAUUCCACCCGAAUCGCGACCCUAGGGCUCAAGAAUCUCAAUGUUACGUCAGUUUCCGAUGUGAAUUUCGAAGCCCGGUUCGUCAUCCGGUCUCUGGAAUUGGAUUCUGAAAUGGGUUCGAAAAGUUCAUAUUUUGAUAAUGUUUCUGAUUUUGAACUAACCCAAAAUGGAGUCUUUGAUAAAAUUGAUGGGUCUACUUCGAAAAGAGGGUCUGUGGAUUCAGAAGAGGGAAAUUCCAAGCCUGUUGAGCCUGAUUUGAGUAGUGAAUUUGAUAGUGUGCACAAGAACAAGCGAAUUCGGUUGGGGAUUCAUCACAUUGGAGAGGUCCCAAGAGGUGUUGAGGGACCUCUCAUCACUUUCACUAUUGGAAAAUAUGGUGUCAUUAGCUCUUUUGUGCAUAAUUUGAUGCCACAAACUCAAUCUCAGAACCUUAAUUUUGAUCUGCUUUUGGCUUCUCCCGCAGUCCUCGAUGCUUUAUCCAAAGGGUUUGUUGUGAAGAAGUGGCAGAGCAAACAACUGAAUGGGAGCAUCAAAAUUGAAGAAUUUGAAGAGUUUGAAAUCGCGGUUCCUCCUGGAUCGGUUCUUCUUUUCCCAAGUGAAAAAUCAGUUGGCAUUGAGGCUAUAGAUUUCAAGGUGAGGAAUUUGAUUGUCUUGGAUGGAACUUGGUCCAAGGCCAAGAGGAUGUACAAGGAGAACCCUUGGUUGAAGCUUUUGCCUCUUCUGAAGUUGGAUUUAGAUAAAAUGAGCUUGUAUAGUGAUGUGAGGCGGCAGCCUAGGGUUGGAUGUUUGUCCACGAUUGAGAGCAUUGUAUACACAUUGAAGGCGGUAGGGGAUGAGAGUGAUGGGUUGGACAAUCUGUUGGAUGUUUUUGAGUCCAUGAUAGGAGAUCAAAGGCGAUGCAAGGAUGAAAGAUUAAGCAAAACCUCUCUAGGAUGAGCCUUUAACUCAAGCUCGAUUUUGCUAACUAUAGAAAGUGAAUUUGACUACUUGGUUUUUUGAGUCGCUGAAACUUUGGUUUUGGGGCUUUCUGUUCGGUGUUCGGUAGAACCUCAGGAUUGACUGUAUUUUAUCUCCCUAGCUAAGUAGGCAUCCAUUUUUAUUCAGAAAUUGCAUUCAAUUCAAUCCCAGAACUUGCAUUCAAUUCAAUCCCAGAACUUGCUUGGAAAACAUGAUUGAUCUGGUUAUUCUAAGGUGCAUAUUGGUUUUAUCUAGAAUUUCCGUGCUAGUAUAGCAGCCAACUAUAACGUAAUUGCUAAUUAAGAUUGCGUCUCUUCAUUUGUUAGUGAGGUCAGUGACCUUCAAAAUCAUUCUACAACUCCAUCCAUUGGUUGCAUCUCUCUAUAUGUAUGCACAUUAACCCCUUUUGCAUAAUUGAAUAUGGGAAGAGAAAUUGAUUCGCCUUGCUUAUGUGCUUGUUCACGGGAUUGAGCACGUGGUAGAUGCUUCUCAAGGAACUGCUCUUUUGUUUCACCAAAUAUGUUGUUCUAUUGAUUAUAGAAGUUCACAUUCUUCAGGAAACCACGAUUGUGGGCCAGUGGGUGUUGAAACCAGCAUUUGAAUUAUUGUUUUUAAGCAUGGUGAUAUAUUCAGGCAUGGUGCAUCAAAACAGAGCUCCCAGUAGUCCUUUGGUAAUGAAGUUGCUUGAUGUUGUCCUGAGUCCCUGGAUCUUAAGCCUAAACAAGAGUCCAAGGAAAAAAUGGGUGACCCAUGGUGUUCAUGGUCGGCAAGAUGAGUAGAUAUUUGAUCCAGAUAAGUUUGGGUUGGCAUGUUUGUAAGUGAGCUAGGCCAGGUCGGCAAGAGCAUUUCCCAGCUCAUUCAGCAAAGGUUCACUCGCUCGGGAAGACCCAAUCAGUGAAGCCUGACCACGCACAUAUGGCAGAGGAAGUUGCAUCAUAACUGAUUCCCUUAUUUAGUGUAUGGAAUCUCUGCCUACAAUUAAAGCUUCACAGUUGAGGACAAUGGGAAAAUCCCUAGCAAAUCGCACCAAAAACUGCUAUAAGAAAUCAAUUGAGCAACCACUCAAGGUUCCUGAUUUUGGUCCGGGUCCUAUAAAUUCUCCACCAUCAGAAAAAAGAAAAAGAAAAAAAAGGGAAGAUGCUUGUUAGCAUAAUACAGUGGUAUUUUAAGUCUGCAAGAUAAUUGGGAGAGGACUCACUUGAACCAUGUAACAUCACAAUUCCACUUCUCUUUAAGGGGAUGAUGUAGUUGUAAUUAUUGAGCUGGUUGUUUGUUUGUGAUUGUGUGUCGUUAGGUUUUUUUAAAUAGUAUGACGUUAUAAUUGUUGUGAUUAUAUAUUGUUAAAUUUUCUUA